Molecule: messenger RNA, 1878 nt
Organism: Ostreobium quekettii
Lineage: Eukaryota; Viridiplantae; Chlorophyta; Ulvophyceae; Bryopsidales; Ostreobiaceae
Source: the annotation of a GenBank genome assembly
AUGUACAAUGUGCCAAUUUCGACACUGGUGUGUUUGGGCUGUUUGCAGAAACUGCAGAGCACUCCUCUCCUGGAGAAUAGCGAUGAUGAGCUUCAGGACGACAACCCAACGGAGCAGAGUGUGAGUGAAGAUGAUUGGCACAUGUCUCUGGAAAACGAGCAAGAAGAAGAAGAUGAAGAAUUGGAAACCUUGUCUUCUGAUGGCAACAUGCGUAGUGGACAGCAGUAUUGCUCCCCCAGUACCAGUUCUUUGGAGAACAACAGGAGGACCUUCGACAGCAAGUCAAAGAUGGGAACAUGUGCAGUAUCUCAAGGUCGUUCACAAUACGUGCCCCCAGCCUUGAGACAAGAGGAAGGUGGUGCUACAGCAGCUGUUGUUCGCCGAUUGCGUGGCCUCCUUAACAAAUUGGUGGAGUCGAACAUUCAGAACGUGGUUCGAGAGGUUGGCAUCUUGCACCAGGAAGCAGGGCGCUCACUUGUUGCAGAAACUGUGGUAGCAGAAAUCCUACAGGCAGUGAAAAAAGGUCCCAGAGCAUCAAAGCAGUUUGCAUCUGUUGCAGCCGCCUUUGUCACUGGCCUCACUGCCACAGCAAAUGCCCAGGAGAUUGCUGCGCAGUUUCUGGCAGCUAUUGCCUCUGCUCUGGAGGAGUCAUAUGAAAUGAGGGACAGUCUGGCAUGCACCAACUUGGUUUCUAUACUGUGUAAUUGCUAUCUAUGUGGCAUGAUGGAUGGUGGGUUGCUGUACAGCCUUCUGGACACACUGACAGGGAGAUUUGAUGAGCGUGACGUUUCGCUGAUGUACACAAUAUUGAAGGUGUGUGGGUGGAGACUGCGUUCAGAUGACCCCAAGGCAAUGAAAGACUAUGUCCUGGGGGUGCAUGCAAGGGCUGCCCAAGUCAGCCAAGAAGGGCAGCUGACAAAGCGAGCAGAGCUCAUGUUGGACAUGGUUGUUGACAUAAAAAACAACAGAAGAAAAGGCUCAGGACAGGGAACAGCUGGUGUGUCUCCAGAAGUCAUGAGAUGGUUAACCCAGAGUGGUGUGGAAGGGAUUCAUCUGGGCACUUUGUCAUGGGACAAGCUGUUGGAUCCAGAUAAGAAAGGGCUCUGGUGGGCCUCACAGCUAGAGCAUGUCCAUGUUCGCCUUCCUGCUGUCGCCAGCUUGAAGACGGGCAGCAGCGCAUCAGGAGAGGGCAUGGAACUUGUGCAGCUUGCAGCGUCGCAGAGAAUGAACACAGAUGUCAGAAGGGCAGUUUUCUGCAUUGUUAUGGGGAGCCAGGACUACAUUGAGGCCUGCGACAGCCUGACAAGGCUUGUGCUCAAGGGUGAGCGCGAGCGCGAGAUCAUUCGGGUUCUGGUCGACUGCUGCCUUCAGGAGCGCUGGUGGAACUUGUACUAUGCGCACUUGGCGCUGAGACUGUGCUUGAACAGCGGCAGCCAUCGCAAGACGCUCCAAUUUCUUGUGAAGGACAAGCUUUUGGCAUUGGCCGACAUGCCAAGCCGUCAUCUGCAUCACUUGGCGUGUUUGCUGGCGGCGCUGAUUGUUGGUCGUGGGAUCCCGUUGUCUAUUGUUAAGGGGGUUGAUUUUUGCUCAUUAUCGUCCGAGAACGAGUCGACGUUUUGGCGUACCUUCUUCGUCCAGCUCUUUCUUGGUUUCAAGAAUGAAGAAGACAUGCGUUCGACUUUUCAGCACUUGUCCUCGCAUCACCAUUUGAAGUCUUUAGAAUCUGGUCUUCUGGUAUUUUUCCGUCGGAGCCUUGGUCCUAAACUGUCGAGCAAAGAUGCGUUAGGCUCGCAACUGUGCCCCAACAAGGAUGCUUUGGAAACCGUGUUGUUACGCAUGAGAACAGUGGAGUCCCUGUUUGCGUCUAGAGCCGUUUGA